GAUGAACUUUUCCGGGUUCUGUCAUCUCUCAAACUAAUAGCACACAGAUAUCGAUGGCGUAGAAGCAGGUGGGGGCAAGCAUGUCCUGUGGCUCUAAAGGAAGGUGAUAUUGUAAUGGGAAACCCAGACUUGGCUGUCAGUUUUCUAGGUAAAAUGUACAUACUGUCAUCCCCAGAGGCAUUGAAAACAUUUGUGUUGAAUCCACGGCCUUACCUGUUACCACCAAUGCCGCUUCCUCCUUGUAAAGUACUAGUAUUUGGUCCUCCAUUCUCUGGAAGAACAACUAUUUGUAACCUAAUUGCACACAAAUAUAAAGGACAGGUUCUUGAUAUGGCCAAACUCAUUCAACACCGUGUGAAAGAAGCAAGAGAAGAAAACAUUGAGCAAGUGCGAAGGGAUACAGUAGAAAAGGCUAUAACAGCAGUGAAAAAUAGGUUGGAAUUAGAAAAACAGUCAAGAGAACCAGGAAUCUCAGAGGUAACUGCUGACCACCCAGAAGUUCAAGCAAUGGUAGAAGAAGCCAUAAAAAGUGCAUUAGUCUCCAAAGUUAUACUGUCAUCUGAAAUAUAUGCCGAAGUACUGGAGAGAGCUAUUGCAGAGCUUAUGAAGAAGAACAAAGACAGGUUUCCUGGUGCUCCAGAAAAAGGAGGAUGGGUAGUGGAUAACUACCCUCUAUCAGUAGAUCACUGGAGAGCUUUAUCAGAAAAAGGACUUUUACCCGACACUGUCGUCUGUCUGAAGGAUACAGAAAAAGAUGGAGUCUGUCUACUACACAGAACAUACCUAGCAAAUAAGGAUGACAUUAAUUUCAAAAUUUUGAAAAGACUAACAGAUGAAGCAUUAGAAAAGAAAGAAGAAGAAGUAAGAAGAGAAAUGCAAGAAAAACUGAGAUCAGAGGAAGAUCAAUCUCUAGAGGCUGCUGGGGAGAAAGAAUUUGAGGACAAGGAUGAGCAGCUUCCACCUGAAACUGAACAAAUGUCCCGAAAACAGUCCAGUGACUCUGCAGGUUAUAAAGAAGAAUCUAAACCUACAGAAAUCAUACUACCUGAGUUUGCAGAGGAUGAUUUUCCAGAUGUACCAGAAAUGGAAACAAUUAAAAGGAAGAUUGACCUUUUCAUGAAUGACUGGCAAACAGUGGAGUCAGAAAUCAAGCAGUCAUCUCUAGUUCAGGUUGUUGUUUUGGAGAUUGCUGAGCAAACUCCAGAAAGUCUGCUUAAUCAAACUGUGCUGGUUAUGGAAAAACCUUUUAAAUAUCAUGGUUGGGAAUUAUCUGAUGAAGACUUAGAUGAGGAAGCAGAAGAUCUGGCUGCUGAAGGGGAAGAUGAAGAAAAAGAAGUUGAAGAAGAAGAAAAUGAAGAAGCUCCUCCUUUGCGGGUAUGCUUACUUGGGGCUCAUGGAGCAGGUAAAACUACAUGUGCACGACAGAUAGCAGACAAAUUAGGCAUUUUCCAUAUUCAGUUUGAAGAAUAUCUACAGGGAUUGAUCUUACCCAAAACUAAAGAGAAAGUUGGACCCCAUUUUGAUGAAGAACAUGAAGAAGAUGACACUAAAAUGCCAAUUCCAUCACAGGAACUUGAAGACUUCUCUCAGACCAUGACUGAAACUGAGAAUGAAAAAAGCAAAGAGGAAGUGGAGUUAACUGAUGAGGAAGAAGCAAUCAAAGCAAAUCUAAUGGAUAAUGAGGCACUGCCUCCAGAAGUCCUUGAUAACAUUGUUCCUGACUGGUGGAGGAAAGAGCCAUUCCGGUCCACGGGAUUUAUACUGGAUGGUUUCCCUCGUACUUUAGAUGAAGCUCAGUAUUUGUCAGAACGAGGACUCUGUCCUGAUGUUGCAGUUUAUAUUAAAGUAGAAGAAAGUGACGUUCUUGGCCGUCUUUUUCCUCCACGUCUGAAAAAAUGGAAAGACAGACAGUAUAAGAAAAUGGAAAAUAAAAAGAAGCUGAAAGACCUGAAAGCAAAAAUACGGGAUGAGAGGAUUGCUAGAAGAAGGGAAGAACUUUUAGCAGAACAAAAACAAAAGAAACAGGAGGCUUUAGCAGAUAAGGAGCACGAUGAAGCCACUGCAGAGGAAGAUGAGAAUGAAAAUGAAGAUGUUGAAGCUAUACUUGAAGAAGAGUUUUUAGAAGAAGAAGAAGAAGAAGAAGAAGAAGAAGAGGCUGACGAAGAACAGGAGACUGAUGCUGUUGAUCGCAUACAAAAUGAAAUUACAGAAAAGUUUGAUUCAGAAAUAGACAGUUUACAAAGUGUACAGGAAGAACUUGAAAAAUUGUUAAUACCACAAAUCGAGAUAAAUGGAGGACGAAAGCCUCAUAUUGUAUGCUACCAAGUAUAUAGCAAGAUGAAUUCUCUAAUGGAAAAUCGUGGAAGCAUUUUUGAGAAAUGUUAUCCAAUAAGUUUGCCACUUGCACAAAAGAUGCUAGUUUUUUCAUAUAAAUUUCCAAGUUCUUUCGGUCAGUGGGAUCCAAUCAAGCUAAGUGAAGGAGAUGUAAUCAAGCCACAACAAAGCCAUGAAAACACAGUCUUUCCUGUAAUCCAUCGACAAUAUAUUUACUUCUUUUCAAGCAAAGAAAAUACAGAAAUGUUUAUGAAAAAUCCCAUCAAAUAUAUUCGUCAGCCAAAACCUAAACUACCUGUGCCAGUUAAGAUUGCAAUCGUGGGACCUCCAAAAUCUGGAAAGACUACAGUUGCCAAGAAAUUUGCAAGUGUAUAUGGGUUACUGCGCCUGAGUAUGGGAGAUGCCAUACGGCUAGUGUUAAACAAUCAGCCAGAGACCGAGUUGGCACUUUCGUUAAAGCGGCAUCUUCACAAAGGACUGACCGUACCUGAUGAACUGGCCAUCCAGGUUCUAGAUGUGGCUCUGAUGAAUCACGUGUGUAAUACCACCGGAGUCGUAAUUGAUGGAUAUCCUGUAACAAGAAAACAAGUAAACCUCUUGGAAUCAGCUAGGAUAAUUCCAGUGAAAAUCUUUGAAUUAGAAAUGGAUGCAAAGGAAGUGUUCAGAAGAGCACUGCUGGAUAAGGAAAGCAUGAAUAGACCUCCCUACCCGGAACAUGACAGCUCACAGAUUCUAGCUAUUAAAAAUUCCUGCUAUAAACAGCACAUUGAUGAAAUUAGGACUUACUAUACGAGGGAGCACCAGAAUUGGUGUGUGAUUGAUGCCUUUCAGAGCAAGUGGUGGAUCUGGAACAAAGUACUGCAGGAAGUUCAAGUGGUUGUUAAAGAAAUCCAGAUAUACCUGGAAAGAAUAAGAGAAGGAAAAGCAGCUGGCAUUGCUGAUUUAUGUAUCACUCCCGAAGAGCUGCAGUAUCGGCUGGGGGAGUUUGGACAGUACUGUCCCGUCAGCCUUGCAGAAAAGGGUGAAUUGGUUGACUGCUCUGCAACGUCGUCAUUGCAGUUUGCUGCAGAAUUUCGAGGACACUAUUAUAAAAUGGCUUCACAGGAACAACUGGACAAAUUCUUGAGCAGACCAGAGGUUUAUGUGCCACCACUGGCACCUCACCCUCUCCCACCCCAAGAAAUGCUACCAAAGAAACUGACUGCGGCAGAAGUGAAGGCGUUAUUUCCUAGAAGUGCUGAAAUGCAGGGAUACUGUCCAGUCACUUACCUAGAUGGAAAACAGAGAUAUGAAGCUUUGGUGCCUGGCAACAUUGAGUAUGCAGCAAAAUAUCAAGAUAAGGUAUAUAUUUUUGAAAGUGAAGAAAAACUUCUGAAGUUUAUGAGGUUACCAGAAAAGUACUGGAAUCUGAAGCUUCCACGUAAACUGCCUCCAGUAAAGGAGCCCAUACUACUCACUGCACUUCCCUUGGCUGGAUACCUUGAACAGGGAGUAGCGACUUCUCUAAUAAAAGCUCUGAAUGAAGUAGGCUCCUUAAAGCCAAAGUUUCCAUUCCUAAGCAUAAAAGAAACUGCUCUGCUCUUUGUUGCCUGCCAUUUAAAAG
Pterocles gutturalis (yellow-throated sandgrouse) is the source of this 3937-nucleotide messenger RNA. RefSeq names its product adenylate kinase 9-like. NCBI's taxonomy places the organism in Eukaryota, Metazoa, Chordata, Aves, Pterocliformes, Pteroclidae. The record is from RefSeq and is a predicted model, not a curated record. Gene Ontology annotation, molecular function: ATP binding; nucleoside diphosphate kinase activity; AMP kinase activity. Gene Ontology annotation, biological process: AMP phosphorylation. The annotation marks the transcript as partial. The transcript has 25 exons. Gene Ontology annotation, cellular component: cytoplasm.